UCUAUAAGCUCAACUAAUAUGACCAUCUUAAGAAAAAUAAUAGUUUUUUUCACAUAUAUGACAAUUGCUAACAUUAUAAUUGUGGAUGGGCAAGUAAGCCAACAAUGUCCUCCUCACAUCGAAAUCUAUCCAUGUACAUGUAGCAUUAAAAAGAACGGAUUAGACGUUAUUUGCGAGCUUACUGAUUUUAAUAAUAUUAGUAAAGCAAUGGAUAGCUUGAAAAAAAGACAAAAUUCAGUAAUAUUUUAUCUAAAACUACGGCAUAACAACUUACCAAAACUUCCAGGAUUUGUUUUCUUAGGUUUAGAUAUAUAUCAUCUUACUAUCCACAACAGCAGCCUGGCUGUUAUUGAAGAAGCGUCGUUAUCAUCAAUUGGUAAAGCACUGACUCAACUGGACAUUUCUCAAAAUGUUCUUAUACAAAUUCCAUCAUCAGCACUUAAAACUUUGCACAACCUUUUAAUUUUAAACAUAAAUCGUAAUAAAAUUAGUGUUAUCCAUAAAAAAGCAUUUGAGGGAUUAGAUACUCUAGAAAUUUUAACACUAUAUGAAAAUAGAAUUUCUCACAUGGAUUCUGAUGCAUUUCGGGGGCUUGAUAAGUAAACAUGAAGAGUAAGUCAUUUAUACAAUCAAACAAGUAAUGACGAUACUUCUAGUGAAUCAC
Messenger RNA from Copidosoma floridanum, 664 nucleotides. RefSeq lists its product as uncharacterized. NCBI's taxonomy places the organism in Eukaryota, Metazoa, Arthropoda, Insecta, Hymenoptera, Encyrtidae. The record is from RefSeq and is a predicted model, not a curated record. Gene Ontology annotation, molecular function: protein binding.